CGGAGCGUGAGGAAAAGUGCCGGCGGAGGGAGCGCAUAGCAACAGGGCUCCGGGAUGAAGAAGAUUCGGCAGCAGCAUCUCCGCAAGCCUGUAACACCAGACCUCUUGGUGAGCCCGAGCAGUCAGGAUGGGGACCUGGGCUCAGCCGAUCCCGAGGACAGAGGGACCUGGACAGGGCGCCUGGAUUUCCUCCUGUCCUGCAUCGGGUACUGCGUGGGCCUUGGAAAUGUCUGGAGAUUCCCGUACAGGGCGUACACCAAUGGAGGAGGUGCUUUCCUGGUUCCCUACUUCAUCAUGCUGGCCAUCUGCGGGAUUCCCAUCUUCUUCAUGGAGCUGUCGCUUGGGCAAUUCUCCAGCCUGGGGCCACUUGCUGUCUGGAAGAUAAGCCCACUCUUUAAAGGUGUUGGCAUGGGCACGAUCCUCAUCGUCUCCCUGGUGGCCAUUUACUACAAUAUGAUCAUUGCUUACGUUCUCUUCUACCUCUUUGCAUCCCUAACAAGUGACUUGCCCUGGCAGCACUGUGGCAACUGGUGGAACACUGACCUGUGCUUGGACCAUCACGUCAUCAAGGCAGGAAAUGCCUCCUUCCCUGUCAAUAUCUCCAACACUGUCAGCCCCAGCGAGGAGUACUGGAGUCGGUAUGUUCUGCACAUCCAAGGGAGCUCUGGAAUCGGGGAUCCUGGGAGGAUCCGCUGGAACCUGUGUCUAUGCUUACUCCUUUCUUGGACUAUUGUCUAUCUGUGCAUCCUCAAGGGAGUGAAAUCCUCUGGCAAGGUUGUGUAUUUCACUGCCACCUUCCCUUACCUCAUCUUGGUGAUGCUGCUUGUCCGUGGCGUGACGUUGGAGGGGGCCUGGAAGGGCAUCAAGUUCUAUCUCACACCACAGUUUGAUCACUUGCUGUCUUCCAAGGUGUGGAUUGAGGCAGCCCUGCAGAUUUUCUAUUCGCUUGGUGUAGGCUUUGGGGGCCUCCUCACCUUUGCCUCAUACAAUACUUUCCAUCAGAAUAUCUACAGGGACACCUUCAUAGUGACCCUGGGCAAUGCCAUCACCAGCAUCCUGGCUGGAUUUGCCAUCUUCUCUGUUUUGGGAUAUAUGUCCCAGGAGCUCGGGGUCCCUGUGAAUCAAGUGGCAAAAGCAGGACCUGGCCUGGCUUUUGUGGUGUACCCCCAGGCCAUGACAAUGCUUCCCCUUUCUCCAUUCUGGUCCUUCCUGUUCUUCUUCAUGCUGUUAACCUUGGGCCUGGACAGCCAGUUUGCCUUUAUGGAGACCAUUGUUACAGCAGUGACAGAUGAAUUUCCCUACUACUUGCGACCAAAGAAAGCCUUUUUCUCGGCUGUCAUCUGCAUUGCCCUCUUCCUGAUGGGGCUCAUCCUCACGACAGAGGGUGGGAUGUACUGGCUGGUCCUACUGGAUGAUUACAGCGCUGGCUUUGGUCUCAUGGUGGUGGUCAUCACUACAUGCAUCGUGGUGACACGUGUCUAUGGCAUUAAGAGGUUCUGCCGAGAUAUUCACAUGAUGCUGGGCUUCAAACCAGGGCCCUACUUCAGAGCCUGUUGGAUGAUCCUGUCCCCAGCAACGAUGAUGGCUCUGCUGGUCUACAAUAUCAUCAAGUACCAGCCCUCUGAGUACGGCAGCUACCGCUUCCCUGCUUGGGCUGAGGCCUUGGGCAUCCUCAUGGGACUCUUCUCCUGCCUGAUGAUUCCCGCUGGCAUGGUGUUGGCUGUGCUCCGAGAAGAAGGGACGCUGUGGGAGCGCAUCCAGCAAGCCAGCAGGCCCACCAUGGACUGGGGCCCAUCGCUGGAGGAGAACAGGACUGGCAUGUACGUGGCGUCCCUGGCCGGCAGCCAGUCCCCCAAGCCGCUCAUGGUGCACAUGCGGAAAUACGGAGGCAUCACCAGCUACGAGAACACGGCCAUCGAGGUGGACCGGGAGAUGGAGGAGGAGGAGGAGGAGGAAUCCAUGAUGUGAGGGGUCCUGAAGCCCUCCCGAAGCCUCCCUGUGGGGGCUUGUCGCCCCAAAACUUGCACAGGUCGCGCUUGGGCACUUCAGGCUGGCCUGGGGGGCCAUGCAGGGGGCAGUCAGGGUUGCCAACCCUACUGGCCUCCUUGCCACCAGCUCCUCACCAGGAGAGGGCUGCUGCUGGGUCUGCCCUUCCUCGAGGUGUUCCUGUUCAGUGUGGUGAGCUGUGUGAUGCAUCUGUGCAGUCGUGUGAUGGUGUCUGGUGCAAGUGUCUGGUUGUCCCCAUCCCACCCUCAGGCUCAGCAAGCAGGCAGGAGAGGACCCUGCGCUGCCCUCCCUUUGCAGGGGUGCUAGGGGUGGCGGGAGGCAGCGAGGAUGAGGCCCUCUGUGUCUGUCUAUCUCUCUGCUAACGCAUAUUUAACUCCAGGGACCCACAAACAUGUAUGGGAAAGGACUGUGUUAACAUCCUCUGAGGAAGGUGUGCGUCAGGGUGCUCUGCUUAGAGAGGUGCUCCAGGGCAACAAGGGUCGGUCAGUGUCCAGGGACUGACCUAAUAAAUGAGCAGUGGUUAAAAACAAAACAAAACAAGACAAGAAGUGGAAUCUUUAGGAACAGAGCAGUUUGGGCCCUUCCAAGCAUGUGGGUCUCCCCGAGACCUUGGCGGGUCAGGGCAGCUCCUCACUGCGUUUUGCAGAGCUGGGCUGUGCUAGAGGGACAGGAAUAGAGCAGGUGAUGCAUUCCCCGUGCACACAGGAGGUCCAUUCUCCGCUCUGAGCAGAGCCGAAGGAGGACCUGUGUCCAUCCCCCUGGAUUUUGGGGCAGCUCAGCCCAAGCCCCAUGUUACAGGGAGGUCGUGACUCUGCUGUGUGGAGCCCCAUAUCUGCGUGUCUGAGCCCA
Messenger RNA from Nothoprocta perdicaria, 2856 nucleotides. RefSeq names its product solute carrier family 6 member 7 (gene SLC6A7). NCBI's taxonomy places the organism in Eukaryota, Metazoa, Chordata, Aves, Tinamiformes, Tinamidae. The coding region runs from base 55 to 1968 and encodes 637 amino acids. Gene Ontology annotation, molecular function: L-proline transmembrane transporter activity. The record is from RefSeq and is a predicted model, not a curated record. Gene Ontology annotation, biological process: sodium ion transmembrane transport. The transcript is spliced from 14 exons. Gene Ontology annotation, cellular component: membrane.